This is a messenger RNA of Dromiciops gliroides (monito del monte), 2101 nucleotides long. It is a transcript of the gene GAPDHS, whose product is annotated as glyceraldehyde-3-phosphate dehydrogenase, spermatogenic. Gene Ontology annotation, molecular function: NADP binding; NAD binding; oxidoreductase activity, acting on the aldehyde or oxo group of donors, NAD or NADP as acceptor. The transcript is spliced from 11 exons. NCBI's taxonomy places the organism in Eukaryota, Metazoa, Chordata, Mammalia, Microbiotheria, Microbiotheriidae. The coding region runs from base 1 to 1179 and encodes 392 amino acids. The record is from RefSeq and is a predicted model, not a curated record. Gene Ontology annotation, biological process: glucose metabolic process.
AUGCCGAAAAGAGACGUCAUCCUCACAAAUGUCACCGUGGUCCAGCUGCGGCGACAAGGUGGCAGAUCACAGCACACUGAAUCAGAAACCCAUGCAGCAACAGUCUCAGGCAAGACUGGACAAGCAGUUGGAUCCCGUGGCCAAAGCUCUCCACGAGCAAUACGUGGAAGUUCCGGGCUAACAGUGGGCAUCAAUGGAUUUGGACGGAUUGGGCGGCUGGUGUUGCGAGCCUGCGUAGAGAAAGGAAUAAAAGUUGUCGCAGUAAACGAUCCAUUCAUUGAUGUCAACUACAUGGAAUACAUGUUCAAGUAUGACUCUACUCAUGGUCCAUUCAUCGGUACUGUUGAAGUCAAGGAUGGAAAGUUGCUAGUGAACAAACAAGAGAUCAAUGUCUUCCAGAGUAUGCAAGCCGAAGAAAUCCCCUGGAAGACUGUUGGGGCCCUAUACGUGGUAGAAUCCACUGGAUUGAACCUCACAACAGAAAAAGCCUCGGACCAUAUCAAGGCUGGAGCUCGUCGAGUGGUGAUCUCUGCUCCCUCCCCUGAUGCUCCCAUAUUUGUCAUGGGUGUUAAUGAGAGUACCUAUAACCCCAACAACAUGACUGUUGUAAGCAAUGCCUCCUGUACCACCAAUUGCCUGGCCCCCCUAGUCAAGAUCAUCCAUGAUAAUUUUGGGGUAGUCGAGGGACUUAUGACCACAGUCCAUUCUUACACCGCAACACAGAAGACUGUGGAUGGACCCUCAGUCAAGUCAUGGAGGGAUGGUAGAGGUGCCCACCAGAACAUCAUCCCAGCCAGCACUGGUGCUGCCAAGGCUGUAGGGAAAGUCCUCCCUGAACUUGAUGGGAAAUUGACAGGGAUGGCAUUCAGGGUUCCAGUGCCAGACGUCUCCGUAGUGGACCUCACUUGCCGGCUAAACCGCCCAGCCAAUUACGAUGCCAUUAAAGAGGCUGUGAAAAAAGCCUCGAGGGGACAGAUGGCUGGUAUCCUCAGCUACACAGAGGAUGAGGUGGUCUCUUCUGACAUCAUCGGAAACCCUCAUUCAUGUAUAUUUGAUGCCAAGGCCGGAAUAUCUCUCAAUGACAACUUUGUGAAACUUAUAGCCUGGUAUGACAACGAAUAUGGCUACAGCCAUCGGGUGGCCGAUCUCUUGACUCAUAUGCACAGCAAAGAGAAGUGAGGGGGAGGGGAACCCCGCUUCUGAGUCUACCCCCGCAGGGCACAGCGUACUCCUUCCCCUCAACCGCCCGGACCUCGAUCUGGUCUGGUCCGCCGGCGUCGCCCCCUCCCCUCCAGCCCAGUGCGAGCAUCUCCAUCAGCUGUCCCUAUCCUGCCAACACUCACCCCAACCUCUGCGCUUAGGGGGCGGGAGUCACCGCGUAUGCGUGUGUGUGGUGUGUGUGUAUCUAUUCGUCAGUACUACUCCCUCCCCCUCCAGCACUGCUCCUCCCCGCUCCUUCCCCCAGGGGCGACUUCACAUGAGGGUACCCGAGGGAUAGUGUCAACAUGUCCAAUAAACAUCUCAGCACCCGCUAGGAAGCUAGCUCUGACGGCUCUGUGUGCCACAGUGUGUGUACUCGGCCUCCGGCCACGGUUACCCGAGCGUCUUUCCCGUCUGUGUGUGCUGAUCUCUGUCUCCCCUGUCUCUGCAUGUGUCUGUGUUUUUGCCUGGCUAUACCCAUGUCUAUACACAUGCCCAGGCCUGUGUGUCUUGCUCCACUCUUCUGUGUGAAGUCUGUGUCUGUGUCUGGGAUGCCUGUCUGCUCAUCUAUCUGUGUCUUCCUUGUUUCUUUGUGGGUCUCUUUGGCCUGUCUAUACAUGUGCCUGUGUGUGUGUGUCUGGGUGUCUGUGUUUCUGUGUCUCUGAGACUUACCUGCCUGUGUGUUAGCUGGCCAUAUAAGCAUCAACGUCUACCCUUUUCUCUCAGUAUCUGUGUAUCCUAUGUGUGUCGUCUCAGUCUCUGUGCAUUAGCAGCCUGUUCGUGUGUCUGUGCAUCUCGCCCGUCUGGGCACCGGUGUUACCCGUCUAUACUGCCUUCCCUUCUCAGUGCCUGGGCGUCCUGCCCCUCUCAGUCCUGCCUCAGGUCUGUCUGUGCACAUGUC